GUCAUUUGCCCUGAACAAACUCGUUAAGUUUAUAUAUAGACUUAUCUCAACAAAUAUGUAUGAGAAAAUCUACUACAAAUAUUUAUUUAAAAUUAAAUUUAAAUAUUUCCCGAACUGGUGAAAUUACCACUUUCAAGAUGCCUUUCAACGUUGCUUUGUACCAAGCUGCUUUUGCAGUGAACCUCCUAUCAAUCAACACGGCAAGUGUAUUUUCAUGGGCAUCACCAUCGAUACCACUCCUAUCAAGCAACGACAAAAACAUAAAUCCUUUGGGAAGACCUGUAACGACCUUUGAAGAAUCUUGUAUAGCCUCGUUAGGCUCAGCUGGAUCUGUCAUUGGGACUUUACUAUCAGGAUAUGUCGCCGAGAAGCUUGGUCGAAAGAAAACAUUGUUUGUUUUUAGUAUUCCAACUGUAAUUUUGUUAAUAUUAACAGCUAACGCUACAAAUAUUUACUUGCUAUAUUUGGCGAGGUUAAUAUUAGGCAGUAGUGCAGGUUGCGUCCUCAAUGUUUUACCAAGUUUUAUAGGGGAAAUUAGUGAAGAUUCUAAUAGAGGUACACUAGGAGGUAUUUUUGGUAUUAUGAGUGGUAUAGGACAUUUGCUCUGUUUCGGAAUAGGUCCUUUAGUAAGCAUAAGAACAUUCGCUUACAUUCUAUUAGCACCAGUUUCUAUUUUCAUUUGUUCUUAUUUCUUUCUUAUUCCCGAAAGUCCGCGAUAUUUAGUUAGUAAAGACGAUCAUGAAGAAGCUAGAAAGAAUUUAAAGAGAAUACGUAAGUCUUCUAAUAUAGAGAAAGAAUUACAAUAUUUAAUCUUAGUAGAACAAAAUACUAAAAACGGAGAUAAAGUUUCUUUGAAGGAGCUCUUCAAUUCUCCUGUUGUUAUAAGAGGUUUAUUCAUUUCCUGUUCUAUGUUUUUGAUUCAACAAAUAACAGGUGUUGGUUUUAUUUUAGCUUUUUUGCAACAAAUUCUUGAGGCUAGCGGAGGAGUUAUUCCACCAGCUGUAGCGUGCGUCAUCAUCGGUUUCGUCCAAAUAAUAUUCAGUCUGUUUUCAACCGUUUUAGUAGAUCGCGUUGGUAGAAAAAUUCUCCUACACAUUUCUUCGACAGGUCUGUCUUUAUCCAUGCUGUCGAUUGGUAUAUUUUUCGUAUUGAAAGAUUAUAACUGUAACGUUGAUAGUAUAUUUUGGUUACCUCUCGCAGGUCUAAUCGGUUUUUACAUAUUUCUCAACGUAGGUUACGGUUUUAUACCUUGGACGUUAUGUGGAGAAUUAUUUACAACUAAUACCAAAUCCCUUUGUGUCACUAUAUCAACGUCCUUUUGUUUAUUAUUAAAUUCAUUCGUGAACGCAUCUUUUCCUUUACUCCGAGAUACUCUUGGAAUGGGCGGAGUAUUUAUAAUGUUUGGUACUUUAACCGGUUUGUCGUGUAUCUUUGUCGCUUUAGUUGUUCCGGAAACGAAAGGAAAAAGCUUUGAAGAAAUACAAAACGCUCUACGACCUAAACCGAAGAGCAUUGUUUUGGUGGAUUAUAUAUUUGAUGAGAAAAUUCCACGAUGAAAGACUGACCCUGAAAAAUGUCAACUAGUUUAGGAUAACACAAGUUAACAAGAUUUUUUAUAUCCAGUUUCGAUUAAGUAUGAUUAAUAUAAGGAAAGAUACUUUGGACUGAUGAAUUUUGUGAUUUUGAUGCUAGCUAAACAAAAAUUCACGUAAAUCUCAAUUUUUUUCAGUUUCGGUUGUAAAUUGAAAGAGAAGAAUGAAUUUUAUUUUAUAUAUGUUUAAAAAAAAACAGGAAGCGUUAAAAAUAUAAAUAUUUUUAGUGUUUAUUUGCUCAAAUGAAUGAUUCCUCUCAAAAAAAAUCACCCAUAACAUUGCCAUGAUAUUGUUCUGAAAAAAACUGUUCAAAAUUCUCUUCUUUCCCUUCUUUCUAUCUCAGUUUUGAACUGAUUGUACUUUCGUGGUCACUCUACAAGCCCUACCUUCAAAGGUACUAAGCAUUUUACAAAUAAUUGCUUAGAAAUUUCUAGCUCAACCUGGAACAGUUCAUUUAUGUUAUUAGGUCAAAAUAAACUAUUCAAUUAACAGAAAUUUCCUUCUUCUUCUGAGCGAGCCGUACCAAGUCUCCUUGACGUUGGCGAUCAGCAUGGCAAAAUUCCUUCUAUCUUGAGCUAGUCUAAAUAACUGCCCGGCUUCUCUUAACCCAGUCCAUUCUUUAUAUUCUUCAACCAAGAGGCUUGUUUCCUUCCAAUUCCUCUACGAUCUUUAACUUUACCCACGGGAAGAUAAACUCAAAUAAGCUAUUUUCCUGCAUUUAAUGUUAUCCACUAACUCACGAACAGAAUUUGCUCUGUUAAGGACUGCAUAGUUUAUUUGCACGGUAUCUUGAGAAUGCGUCUAUAUAACCGCAUUUCAAAAGUCUCUCAUGGUGGGUCCACACGAUACAGUCGGUGCGAUCCAAAAGUCGGAGUAUACAUGUAAGUCUGUGUAUUUAUCGUAUCUAAGAAAUUUAAAUUGUAUUUUCGAACGAAAAGUCUGUACAGACAUGUUUGGGUAUAAUUUUUUACUCCGACUUCAUAGACUGUGCAGAUAUCUGUACGAACAAAAGUCUGCAUCGUGUGGACCCACCAUAAGCGGUAGAUAUUUUUAAAGUCUAUGCUUCGACACCAUAUAAAAGAACUGAUCAUAUGUAACAUUUGAUCAUCCGUUUCCGGAUGUUGUACGAGCUACCUCAAGUGUACAUUUUAUUUCCUUAUCUGGAUCCGGUUGUUCAGGAAUGUAGCAACCAAGAUAUUUGAAACUAGACGCUCUUUGAAUCGUUUGUCCGCUUACCUGUAGCUGUGACGACAAGCGACUAAAUAGAAAUUCCCACAGAGCUGAGUUGUACUGGAUACUUUUGGUGCACAUUAGUAAUAAAUCCCCAUCGAUCCCAUAUGUGCUAAUGAUGUACUCAUGAUCAAGAUUUUUUCAAUAUUUUUGUAGUAAACAGUGAGUGUCAUGGAAAGAAUUGUGGAUCUAUCUAUCGUUUUUGAUUUAAGAAUCAACAUUUUUGAAAUAUCGCAAUUCUAAUGUUGAAAACUUUUCAUUAGAUAUAUAUAUCAAACGCACAUAUUUCACACUAUGAGGUCGUGUACUUGAUGACUCGAUUUUUUUAUCGUGGUUUCUCUAGUAGGCAUGAAAGAAUUGUAGAAUAUUCACUACAUUUCAAUUAUUAAUAUUUAGUAACGAUAUUCGAACAUCUUUUCCAAACAUCCUUCGGUUCAUCUGUUUUUUAGAAAUUUAAACACUUCUUUCAUUCCCGAUGUAUCUGGAAUACGGGAAGAGUACGAUUUCAGUGGCGGGGAUUUGGCUCAAUCAGGCCAAAAUAAAUCGAUAAUGAGGAAUAGAAUUUUUUGAUAUGUCACUUCGUUUUCGAGAUAUCGAUACUUAAAGUUAUAAUCAAACGUUAGUUCAAAAUUCGCUUUAUUGAACAGAUAGCGCUCAAUACUUCGUUUCAAAUGAAUAUUUUAUCACUUCUAAUUCAAUAUGAAUCUUGUAAUUCAAUAAACAAAAGAUUCAAUUUAUAUAUUAUUUAUAUGGUAAUGAAAUAAAACUAAAAUAAUCCUUACGCGAAGAAAUUUUCUUAGACAAUUUUGGCUGUAACAAAUUCACGAUUUUUGAACUUUUUACACUCAACGUGCACCACGAGAAAGUUAGGUUAGGUUGAUAUAUACAAAUAUAUUUUAUUCUUCAUUUCCGAUUUAUUUUGAGUCGAUUCACAAAAUGGUAUAGCAAAUCCAGACGCCACGGAAAUCGUACUCGUGCCUGGAAUACGGUCAAUUUCACCCUUUGAGAUGAGUUUCAGGAAAAGUUUGUAAUAAUUUAGCGUUCUCGUAGUCAAAAUCUCUGCUUCAACUUAUGCACGAACUCGAAUUUCUUUCAAAAUUAUUUCUUAAGAUGGAAGAGUAGUAGUUUCUGCAAACUUUCAGUGUCCUUAUUCUCCUCAUUUGCUUCAUGGCGGCAUAAUACAAAUAUUAACUUCCAUCCAGCUAUAAUACGAGGUGGAGUGAUUUGGUAUAAACCGUCUUCUUAAUUCCUUUCAUUCCUUUAAAUACUUGAGUCGAUUAAACUUUUCACUCCACCAAUUUUUGUAACAGUUCCACCUUCAGUCAAAACUGAGACAUUUUUACACUCUAAAAAAAACACACAAACACAAGACAUAACAGUGCUACCAUACCAACAAUGGAGGAAACAGAUUCAAGGUCAUGCAAGUAGAAUAAGUCAGCAACUUUUAAUGCUGGGGCCACACUAACGGCUAACGUCAAUGCCUAUUAUUGGCGAUAAACGGCGUUAAUUUUACUUGAAUUCAAGCAAGAUGGACUUUAACAGAGCUCUGUAUUUCAUGACAAUACGUAGUGUGGCCGCUUCAUGGUAUUAAUCUCUUUGAUGUACCAAACGGCAAUGCUAAUGCCGUUGUUAAAUUAUCGUGGCUACAAAUAAGGUUAACGUCCAUUAUCGCGAUAAUUAACGGCAUUUCUCGUUAGUGUGGUUCUGGGUUAAAAAGUACAAAUAAUUCGGGAAUAAUCUAUAUAUACAGCAUUUGUUUCGGAGAAAUAGAUCUACCUCUAUGAUGCCCCUCGGAUAAAUUGGAGGUGGUCGAUUUCGAGAUGAAUUACAUUGUACUUACCAAACUAACGAAUUCCUCUAACUCUGAGCAUACUGUAAACGCGAUGUAGCAUAUGCAAGUGAUUACUUGUGAUAACGUUAACUGACUUUUGGCGUAACCCCCGUAUAAUGUAAUUUUUACCACUUUUGGAAUCGCGAUAUCUCAGAAACGGUAGUUCCUAACCAAAAAAGGAUAAUGACAGUUUUUGUAGAUAAUUUUGUGAUCUACAAUUUUCACUUGAAACUUUUUUUUCUAUAAAACAUACUAUUUACCAUAAAAACAGAAAAAAAUUGACUUAGUAUUGAUGGGGACUCCUGGUAACGUAUUUGUAAUGGGAAUCCCACGGUUCUCACAAAAUUCACGUUUUUGGUAUCGUAGAUAAAAGCAUAGGUAGCAUGGUUAUUUGUACCUACAUUACAUUUUUUCCUGAAAACCAGUCAUUGAAAUCUCUUGAAUUUGGCCGUUUGGAAUAUUCUUCAUACUCAAAAGUUUGAAACAGCAUUUAGAGUUUGAAUGUAACUUAAUUGAUUUUUUGUUGUAUCUAUAGGUAAUGUACAAAACCAAAUAUUUACCACCAUUAUUUUUUUUGUGAACAAUCAAAAAUUAUUUUUUGUUAACUUGUGUAAUUUACAUGAUGGGGAAAUAUUAACAAACUCCUAUAUCUAUGAAAAAAAGUUUUAUUUUGACAUUAUAGGAGUAUAAUAAAAGUAAACAAAUAUAAUAA
Molecule: messenger RNA, 5365 nt
Organism: Diorhabda carinulata
Lineage: Eukaryota; Metazoa; Arthropoda; Insecta; Coleoptera; Chrysomelidae
Product: facilitated trehalose transporter Tret1-like
Exons: 2
Coding region: 60-1556 (498 amino acids)
Biological process (GO): transmembrane transport
Cellular component (GO): membrane
Molecular function (GO): transmembrane transporter activity
Source: RefSeq, a predicted model, not a curated record